CUAACAUCUACCUUCAGUUAUAUUACAGACACUUUUCAAUCAGUAUUCAACUGUAUUUUUUUUCUUUCUAAUUUAUUUUUUUUUUAUUUAUAUUUGAGGAAUGACAGAAGCUAAAGCCAAAAUCCAAGAAGCGUUUAACGUUUUAUCGCAGGAGACAAAAGAAUUAUAUUUGCAAAGAGAAAUUGCAGAAAUAAAUCACAUAAUUACACCGCUGAUUUUCUACCGAGAAUUUGUCUCGAAGAAUAUACCAUUAGUGAUACGAGGAGCAGUAAAAUAUUGGCCUGCUGUAAGCAAAUGGUCCAUACCAUAUCUUCGUGAGACAUUUGGCGACGAGGAGAUUUCGGUCGCUGUAACACCAAAUGGCUAUGCAGACGCGAUAGUCAAGGCAGACAACGCGGUGGAAGAAUUUUUCGUGAUGCCCGAGGAACGCAAUCUGACGAUGUCAAAGUUUCUCGAUGGAUUAGAGUAUCCACGGGAGGACAGUAUAUUUUACAUACAGAAACAGAAUUCAAAUUUUAUAAGCAGCUUUCGCAAAUUGUGGUCGGACGCGGAAAUCGAGAUAUUGUGGGCUAACGAAGCGUUUGGAAAGCAACCAGAUGCCGUAAACUUCUGGAUGGGAGAUGAAAGAGCUGUGACUUCCAUGCACAAAGAUCCUUAUGAAAAUAUAUAUUGUGUCGUGACUGGUAAAAAAAACUUCAUUUUACAUCCUCCCACGGAUUUGCCAUGGAUUCCGUAUAAAAAUUAUCCAUCUGCUGUUUAUAAAGAACAUGAACCUGGAAAAUGGACGAUCGAAUCGACAGUCAACGAAACACUUGAACAAGUCGCAAAUUUGUCCACAUUGACACCAUGGAUAUGUAUAGAUCCCUUAAAGCCAGAUUAUGAAAAAUAUCCAAAGUAUGGUAAUGCACAUACUCUAAGAGUCACACUGAAUGCAGGAGACGCGCUGUAUUUACCCUCUCUAUGGUUUCAUCAUGUAACGCAGUCCCACGCCUGCAUAUCCAUCAAUUAUUGGUAUGACAUGGAAUUCGAUAUUAAAUAUGCAUACUUUAAAACACUUGAAAUAUUGUGCAAAUAAACGAAUAAGUAGUUUAAGGCACGCUUGAAACGUUUCUUGUAUAUAAAUGGUGUUAUUUUAUUUUAAAUUAGCAUUUUCAGUGUACGCAGAAAUAAAGAAAUUUGUAAUUAUAUAUGUGUAUACAUACAUAUAUACAUAUUAUGUAUGUAUUUACUUGUAUAUAUAUAUAUACUAUUGGCAUACAUAUUCCAUAAUGUCAAUCUAAUUAAGAAGUAAUCGUAUUUUUGAAACGCCUAUGUGUGUGUGUGUAUGUGUGUAUGUGUAUAUAUAUAUAUAUAUAUACACAU
Molecule: messenger RNA, 1362 nt
Organism: Dinoponera quadriceps
Lineage: Eukaryota; Metazoa; Arthropoda; Insecta; Hymenoptera; Formicidae
Gene: JMJD7
Product: jmjC domain-containing protein 7
Exons: 4
Coding region: 101-1075 (324 amino acids)
Molecular function (GO): 2-oxoglutarate-dependent dioxygenase activity
Source: RefSeq, a predicted model, not a curated record